AUGAAUUUGGGACGCGUGCAGGGAUUGAUCAUACUCACGAUCCAAGCUCGAUCACCGUCCUUAAUGCCACCGUCGUGCGAUGGGUCCACGUGUCAAUCAGUGAGUGGUUCGAAGGCAGCGAUGCUGUUCGUGGGAUUGUACCUUGUGGCUUUAGGAGUGGGAGGGAUAAAAGGGUCAUUACCUUCUCAUGGAGCAGAACAGUUCGAUGAAAGUACACCUAAAGGUCGGAAACAGAGGUCAACGUUUUUCAACUACUUCGUGUUCUGUCUUGCUUGUGGAGCACUCGUGGCCGUGACGUUCGUGGUUUGGUUGGAAGAUAACAAAGGAUGGGAAUGGGGUUUUGGUGUUUCUACCAUUGCCAUAUUCGUCUCAAUUCUCAUCUUUCUCUCAGGAUCAAGAUUUUACAGGAACAAGAUCCCAUGUGGAAGCCCUCUCACCACAAUCUUGAAGGUUCUUCUUGCGGCUUCAGUAAAGAGCUGCCCUAGUGGAAGCUCAAGCAAUGCGGUUGUGAAUUUGGCUAUAAGUCCCUCCAAUCAUUGUGUACCAAAGGGGAAAAAAGAAGUUGUUGAAUCAGAAGGAGAAAACGAAAAGCCGCGUCAUCAAGAAGUUGUUGUGCCUCCUCAGGCACAGCUAACCAACAGUUUGAGAUUCUUAAACAGAGCCGUAGUGGAGAAACCAGACCAUAGAUUGUUAGACUGCACGAUCCAACAAGUCGAGGAUGUUAAGAUUGUGCUCAAAAUGCUUCCGAUAUUCGCUUGCACCAUCAUGCUUAAUUGCUGCUUAGCUCAGCUCUCUACAUUCUCCGUCCAACAAGCUGCUUCAAUGAACACAAAGAUAGGUAACCUAAAGAUCCCUCCAGCUUCACUACCUGUCUUCCCCGUCGUGUUCAUCAUGAUCCUCGCGCCUAUCUACGACCAUCUCAUCAUCCCAUUCGCUAGAAAAACAACCAAAACCGAAACGGGAGUCACUCAUCUGCAAAGAAUCGGAGUAGGUUUAGUGCUUUCCAUAUUAGCAAUGGCGGUUGCUGCUUUAGUUGAGAUCAAACGUAAAGGAGUGGCGAAAGACAACGGCUUGCUUGACUCACACGAAACCUUACCAAUCACUUUCUUGUGGAUCGCGCUUCAGUAUCUCUUUCUAGGUUCAGCUGAUCUGUUCACCCUGGCUGGACUUCUAGAGUAUUUCUUCACGGAAGCACCUUCCUCUAUGAGAUCUCUAGCGACAUCGCUCUCGUGGGCAUCCUUGGCAAUGGGGUAUUACUUAAGCUCUGUGAUCGUUUCGAUAGUGAACAGCAUAACAGGGAGCUCAGGGAACACACCUUGGCUCAGAGGAGAGAGUAUAAAUCGUUAUAAGCUAGACUACUUCUACUGGCUAAUGUGUGUUCUAAGCGCAGCUAACUUCUUGCACUAUCUCUUCUGGGCAAUGCGUUACAAGUACAGAUCAACUGGUUCGAGAAGCUAA
Thlaspi arvense is the source of this 1458-nucleotide messenger RNA. The record is from the annotation of a GenBank genome assembly. Lineage: Eukaryota; Viridiplantae; Streptophyta; Magnoliopsida; Brassicales; Brassicaceae.